Messenger RNA from Aspergillus heteromorphus CBS 117.55, 2290 nucleotides. Its product is annotated as Zn(II)2Cys6 transcription factor. The record is from RefSeq and is a predicted model, not a curated record. Gene Ontology annotation, molecular function: zinc ion binding; RNA polymerase II cis-regulatory region sequence-specific DNA binding; DNA-binding transcription factor activity, RNA polymerase II-specific. The transcript is spliced from 3 exons. Lineage: Eukaryota; Fungi; Ascomycota; Eurotiomycetes; Eurotiales; Aspergillaceae. Gene Ontology annotation, biological process: DNA-templated transcription; regulation of transcription by RNA polymerase II. Bases 1 to 1809 code for a protein of 602 amino acids. Gene Ontology annotation, cellular component: chromatin.
AUGUUCCCGUGCCCACAGUGCAACAAAUCCUAUCGGAGAAGGAGCCAUCUGCUCCGACAUGAGCACAACCAGCCUCCUCCGGCAGCAGCCAGGCCGGGGAGGAAAAAGCAGUCCUGUGACGAAUGUUUCUCCGCAAAAGCAGCGUGCGAUAAAAAGGCCCCAUGCUCUCGAUGUCAGUCCCUCGGGAAACAGUGUUCGUUCAGGGAUCAGUCGACUGCUUCCCCCGGGCAUUUCUCGGAACUAAGCCCGCCCUCUCCACCACCACCGCUCUUGCGUGGCCCCCAGAAGAAAGGCGAACCGUUCUUUUUCCUGUCGCGUUUCACUGAUCCUUCAGUCAAGCAGGAUAAGCUUGCAAUCGCAGAGACAGCGAGGAGCUCCACCAAAAGGAACCUUGACCCAUUUUAUUUCCAACCGGAAGAUAUGCUCUUCCCCCCCGAUUCAAUCCCCAAUUACACGAUGGGGUUUUCAGUCGCUGACAUAUUCCUUCAACCUCCGCCCACAUUGAGUGAGCAUUUUUCUAUGUCCUUUCUACCCGAGAGUACAUGUUCAACAAGACUGUCUACCAAACUUAACGACAUCAUGAUUGAGCUGGCGGAGACAUCGAGAUCUAUGGAGCCGGUUAGCGCUGGUCUGCAGAACCCGCUUGAUACGACGGAGUUGGCCUCCCUCUUUACGGCCAAUAAUCUAUCCACCUUCAUUUCUGCUUUCUUCCAGUCCCUUCAUUGGCACCUUCCCAUCGUGCAUUUCCCAACAUUCGAUCCUGGGAUGGUUUCCAACCCUCUUCUGCUUUCAAUCUUUCUAUCCGGUGCAACGUACGCUACUUCGCAGGACGGAAACUCCUUGGCAACCGGGCUUCUGGAUGUGGCUGAGGAGUAUAUCUUUCGACAGCUCGCGAAUCUAUCGACCACUCCAUCUCCGACAGGGCCCGCCCAUCUCCUUCCCACCUUGGAAGUAAUCCAAGGAGCGCUUAUUGUGGAGAUGCUCCAGUUUGGACAUGGCGAAACGGGCACCAGGCGGCGGAUACGCAUAAUUAGACACCCGUGUGUGAUAUCUACCAUACGAUCGUUGGGGAUCUUUCAAUCCAAGCGGAGCAUGGCUCUUGGAGCCUGUGACGAGGCGACCUGGCGGUCAGUGAUAGCGGAGGAGGUUAGCAUAAGAAUUGCUUGCUGGGCCUUCCUGGCGGACGGGUUCCUUACAGUUUGUUUCAACAACCACCCGGCACUCUCAAUCUUCGAGAUGGAUUGUGACUUUCCCUGGAGCUCUGCUGUAUUCGAAGCUGAGAACGCAUCAUCCUUCAAUGAAAUUGCGUCGGCGCAUACAACGGCGUGUCCGCUGCCAUCGUUAAGAGAGUUUAUCACACGCCUGCUUGAUGAGAACGCUGCGGGUGACUUGGUGCAGUGGAGUCGCUCCUUAGUAGGUGAACACUUCUUGAUCUUAAUUUACGGUAAGUGCGUCCGCGUAACGUUGCUUGUCAGUAUGGUCGAGCUAAGCGUAGUAUUAGCCAUGCACUCGCUCGCUUUUCAGGCGAGGAGUGGCUUGUUUGGAUGGAUAUCAACGAAUACGAUAAAACGUGCCGCUGAGAACUGGAGAAGCAUCUGGGAUUCCCUUGCCGGUAGCGCGGCAAAGGAAAAGGCACAGCAGCUGGGGUAUCCCAAGCAUGCCGAAGAGCUCUGGUUGCUCCUGACUGCUACGCUUGACCGCACCAGCGGGCGUGGUAUGGGCUCCCGGUAUCUGGAGAAUGCUGCGACUGACGACCUGGCGAACCUGAACGAUUUUAUCCGAAAUAUUGCGGCCCCAGAUAAGACAUAAUGGGCCAUGCCCCGUGUAUUAAUAUGUACAGUUAUGAAUAACCUCCCUUCCCCCGCCUACAUUACAAUAAUAUUAUGAACGAUCCACGUGCCAUCAUGAAGUAACACCACCAACGCCCUCUAGUGGGUUUUAACCGCCUUCAACUCAUCACCCUUGGCUUUUCGAUACGUCCCUCCGAGACGAUCCCACAAGGUCGUGAACUGCCCAUAGUUAUAGUUGAAGUACAGAUGGUGCAAGGUAUGGCACUCGGGGCCAUUGACCACGGCGGAGCGCGAGAGACACUCGGCGUCAUCUAGAUGCAGUCAGAACACACUCACACCGACCCGAGGUCGUCACAAAGGGAAAAACUUACGGAUCACCACGGUCCACAUCGUCACAAAAACGAACAAACCAAUAUACGCGCUCUUUUGCAGCGGGAAAAGCAUGGGGAAAAGAUGGUAGGGCAGACUCUGGGACCACCCGUCGACGGGGUUAAAGGCGU